UGAUAACGCUAUCCUUAAGAUGAUUCUUAUCAUUUGUAUUGUCAACUGCUUCUUUGGACUGUCUCAAAAGCCUCAGUUGAUAGUAUAACUGAAUAUAGUGAAAACAACAGACAUGUAUCGUCUGUUGAUAUUGGCUUCGUGUCUCCUUAUCCAAAAUGUGAACAGUGAUCAAAACUAUAGGCUUAACACUCCAAUAAGACCAUCUGAAUACUCCGUUGUCAUCACACCAUACUUCGAUACAAAUGACAGCAAAGCCUUCACUUUCGAUGGAGAAGUAACGAUUACAUUUACGACUAACGAAAUAACAAAUCAAAUAAAGUUGCAUUCUGAAAAUUUGACUUUCGCCGCAGAAAACGUUACUGUGUCAGUGCCUAGUUCAUCAAAUCGAAUUGAGCUGGACAAUACAAAUCCCCUUAAUUUUGAUACUUUUUACACUUUUGCUUUUAUCAACUUGCAAACUGAGCUUCAAGUUGGAGUCGUGUACGAACUGAAAAUUGUCUACACUGGUCCGAUAAGAGAUGAUUUGAAUGGUUUCUACAGAAAUUAUUACAUUGAAAAUGGGGAAAAAAAAUGGCUCGGUGCAACUCAAAUGGAGCCCACGCACGCAAGGAAGGUGUUCCCGUGUUUCGAUGAACCAGAAUUAAAAGCCACCUUUGAUUUGACAAUCGACCGACCCGAGAGCUAUAAGCCGUCUUUGGCGAAUACUAAAAUGGAAACGUCUAUUAACUUAAACAAUGGAUACGUCAGGGAAAAAUUCUAUCCCACUCCUCGAAUGCCUACUUACUUGGUUGCAUUCCUAGUUUCUGAAUUUGAAGCGGCCAGAUACAAUAUCAGCCAAUCGAACGAGUUCGGUGUCUUCACAAGGCCGGAAGCCGUGAACCAGAGCGAAUACACUUUCGAUUUCGGCCUGAGAGUGGUCGAAGCCCUGGGGCAGUAUUUUGGUGUAGAUUAUUAUUCUACCAAUUCAAAUUUAAAGUUGGAUCACGUAGCCCUAAUAAACUUCAGAGCUGGUGCUAUGGAAAACUGGGGAUUAGUCACUUACAGGGAAUCGCUACUUUUGUACGUCCCCGGGGAGUCAACACCAUACUAUAAGUACAGAGUUGCACAGAUCGUAGCUCACGAGACGACGCACAUGUGGUUCGGCAAUCUAGUUACAUGCCAUUGGUGGAGUAACACUUGGCUAAAUGAAGGCUUCGCAAAUUACUUCCAAGAUUACAUUACCCACUUGAUUGAACCAGAAGUAGGUUCUGGGAACAUACUAGUGACAGGGUCAGUUUACGCCGCUUACGAUGCAGAUGAUUCUCCAACAUCACCGCCAAUCACAAACAAUGACGUGAACUCUCCAGCUGAAAUCAGUGGCCACUUCGGUACAAUUACUUAUCAGAAAGCUGGGUCCGUUAUAAGAAUGAUGCAUCAUCUUUUAGGGGAUGACGCUUUCAAAAUUGGUCUUAACACUUACCUGACAUCCAACCAGUUUCAAUCAGGAUAUCCAGAUUUACUAUACGCGGGAUUACAAUCAGGUGUUGCUAGCACUAGUGCGUUAGCAUCGUACCCAGGGGCCACUGUGGCCAGUGUUAUGGAGUCUUGGAUAACUCAGGCUGGCCAUCCUGUCUUGGAAGUUACAGUCGAUUAUGAGAAAGAAGUCGUCACACUUAAUCAGAGACGUUUCUACGUGAAUGGAUCGCAUUCGUCAAAUGAGAUUUAUAAAAUACCUAUAACAUACACCACAGCUGUGUCACCAGAUUUCACUAAUACCAAACCUUUAUUAAUUAUGGAGGCGAGAUCAGUUUCUAUGAACGUUUCUAAUAUAGGCUUAAAUCACAGUUGGAUAAUUUUCAACGUACAGGAAACAGGUUUUUACAGAGUAAAAUACGAUGAUCAUGCAUAUCAAAUUAUCGCAAACGCAUUGAAAGGAAGUCAACGUACAGAUAUCCAUCACUUAAACAGAGCAAAGAUUGUGAACGACUUGUUCGCAUUCUUCUAUGCUGACGAAGUAAAAUUUAGCUCCAUAUAUUCGGUCUUGGACUUUAUGAAAGAAGAAACUGAUUUCUCUGUAUGGUACGCUGCUAUCAGAGGCUUGAGCAAGCUGAGGAAUAUGUACCAAGGAACAGACGCUUUGCCUGAAAUUGAGGCGUACGCAUUGAGUUUGAUGGAUAAAAUCAUUGCUGAUUUGGGUUACAAAGAGAAGGAUGGCGACGACUUUGAAACGCUGCGCAAUCGCAUGCAAAUCCUCGAGUUCGCUUGCAAACUUGGACACACUGGCUGCAUCGAAGAAGAAAACAAAUUGUUCAGAAGUUUCGUGGACAAUGGUGUCGCUAUAUCUCCGAGUCUACGACCUGUCGCUUACUGCACCGGUCUGCGUGUUGGCGACGAGGCUGACUACAACUUCCUGUGGAGAAGGAUGUCCACAACCAACGUGGCCAACGAAGCCCGCCUCAUCGGCGAAAUACUUGGAUGCGCCCAACACGAGAGCAGUUUGAAGAAGUACUUAGUUUCCAUGCUUGAGGUGGACAGUCCCAUAAUGACACAAGACCUCACGAUGCCACUGAGCGCUGUCCUCGGGAAUCGUAGCCACGUGCCAAUAGUUAUUGAAGAACUGAAGAACAACUUGUCUACGUGGAAAACUAUAUAUUCAAGCAUGGACACUGUUUACACGUCUAUAGCAUCUGUGCUGCGCACUGAACAAGAAAUAAAUGAAUUUGAGAGUUGGUUGAACUCCUGCGAAGAGUGUGGCAGCAAAGAUGGCGCCUUGGGCAAGCUGGCUGAUGUGAGAGCUGCUCUUCAAUGGGCGAACAGCCAUAAGAAUGAUGUUUUGAGCAGUUUGACGAAUUCAGCGAAAUUGACUGGUGCUUCCGUACUCAUGAUAGCCAUAGGUAUUCUUAUGGCUUAUGUAUAUUAGGAAUUCAAAUUAGAACUAAGAAGAAAAUGAUGUAAGAGACCUUCUUGCGCAGACUAACCUGAAAGAUAAAAGGUUUUUUUUUAUAAAAUAAUAGAAUGUCAUGUAAUAAUGAAAUAUUUAAUUAUGUAAUUUGAUAUGAUCGAUUAUGUUUUUGUAAAUAUGAAAUUAUACAUAAAACCGCUUUAUGUUUUUUUCUAGGAGAACGUCUAAACUAUUAAAAAUAUGAAAUAUAUAUUUACAUUGUAAAAAAAAAAACAAAAGUGCCUCCUAGACUGUAAAAUAAUCGUAGCUAAUAACGAAUCAACCUUAUUCUAUUUAUAUAAAAAAAUAAGUAGAAUUUAUAUUUUUGCAACUAAUUGUGUUUGCAAUAAAAAAUAGGUAAUGAUGGAUUAUUUUGUAGUAACUUUUCCUUGUAUUAUUAUAAAUUUAUUUCCCUUAAUAUACGAGCAUUAUGAUCGUAUUCCGAAGCAGCUGUUCUUAUGAAUAGAAAUUAUUUGAAAAUCGUGUCAAACAAUUUAUGCAAAACGUACGCCUUAAUAGGUAAUUGACCACUUUCUCCAGUUGUAAAAUAACAAUGCAUUUUACUUACAUAUGUUUGUUAAACAUGACAUGCCAGAGAUUUCGAAUAAUAGCUAAGAAAAACUAUUUCAUUUUUUACUCUUAACAUUCAUUACCCAUUUUUCAUUUGUAUCAAGUUAUUUGUUUAAAAUACACAAGCAACAUGCAGGGUGAGGAUGGCUGGUGUGGCUGGUAGAACUGCUGUACCAGCUGUCUUUACGUCUGGACUUUACCGUCACUAAACAGGUGAAUCAGGUGGAGUGAAUUUAUUUAUUUUUUAGAAACAAACGGUCAUACAUAUAAAUGUGAAAAUAUUAUAAUUUUAUAUCACUACAGACCUAUAGUUUCCUUAACUAGAAAUCGCACUGUACAGCUAAAACGCAGCAAAUCGAAAUGAGCUAACAAUACAAAUCGACCCGGCCCCCCGCCCCCGGAAACCCCCGGAAAAUGUUUCUCCAGUAAUGCAUUAAUGUAAAUAUAUUUUUUACGCACAAUAGGGAUGAUGACUAAUUUUUUUUUCUUCGUUUAUCAGGUAGAUUAUCAAAGAGUAUAGGACACGCAUUUUUUCUUUUUUCACAUAAUAUAAACAUUGCAGGGAUAUAUUGAUUUGAAAAGUCGCAUGACGUCACGUUUGAGUACACUUAUAAGUGAAAAUUCACUCAAAAGUGACGUCACGAGCCCCUACUCCCAAACUUUGACGUGCUAUAACUUUGUCAUUUUUUGGUUGAUUGCCCAAAGAAAAAAUACGUGUCCAUUAUUUUUUGAUCAUCUAACUGACGGACUAAAUAGAAUUUCGUUUACUGUACCCCGUCAUCACCCCUGUUGACGGACGGACAGACGAAAAGCCUGGGUGAAGUCAUUUGUCGGACUUAUCUAUAAAAAAAAACAAUUGUAAUUUUUUUUAUAUAUUAACUAUUUUCAUUUAGAUACUUAAGUGAUAUUAAAAAGAGGUCCCUCUCCACUGUACUUAAGAUAGUAUCAUAUAAUACGAAGUAAAAUAUUAACUCAAUGACA
Chilo suppressalis (striped riceborer) is the source of this 4471-nucleotide messenger RNA. The record is from the annotation of a GenBank genome assembly. NCBI's taxonomy places the organism in Eukaryota, Metazoa, Arthropoda, Insecta, Lepidoptera, Crambidae.